This is a messenger RNA of Entrophospora candida, 2687 nucleotides long. Lineage: Eukaryota; Fungi; Glomeromycota; Glomeromycetes; Entrophosporales; Entrophosporaceae. The record is from the annotation of a GenBank genome assembly.
AAGUUAGAAAAGAACGUGCUAAAUCAAAGCAACUCAGUAUUAGUAUUGCUAAUAACGAGGAUGGAUUAAGACGACCAGAUUCACCCACAUCUCUUAUGUCAGAAGCUGUUAUAGAUUGGAAUUAUGCAAAACGGGAGGUGGCUCUUAAUUAUUUAAAUUCUGGUGGUGACAACUCCAAAUUCACAACUUUACCUGAUGAAGAUUUACAAAAACUUAUGGAAGACAUUAAGAAAAUACAAGAAGCUCGUAAACGACCUGACAGUAGAAACGAACAUUUUGAUGAUGAUACAGAAUCAAGAACUUCUGAGAAAAUGGGAUCAAAUGGUACAUAUGAGACAUUUGACACAAAUUAUAACGGAUUGGCGCAAUCUGAAAUUGUUGAAGAAAAAGUCAAACCGUUUAAAGAAGAAAUUCAACAACAACUUGAAUUGCAAAAACAAGAAUAUGAAGAAAAGAUGAAAAAAAUUAACGAAGCAGAUGAAUUAAAAGCCGAAAAUAAACAGAUUGAAGAAAAACUUAAGAUGGUUCAAGAUGAAAUGAAUAAACUUCAAAACAUUUCACAGAAUCCUUAUGAAGAUUAUAGCAAAGCACGACCAGGAAAAACAACAUAUACCGAAGAAGAAUUACGUCUUAUUAGGAUGGCUGUCAAGAAAUGGAGGCAUCAAAGAUAUGUUUACAUGGCUGAGACUUUACUUAGUAAUGCAGUCAUAUUGAAAGAGGCUAAUGUUAUAAGUAAAGAACUUGAUAAAAAAAUUCUUUAUCAAUUUACCAUUAUAGAAGAUGAACCAUUUACAAAUCCAAUUUCAUCUUAUGAAAGUACGUCAGCAUUAAACCAGUAUAAUAACAAUGAGGACACUUCACUACACGCGUCUAAAAAACCUUGUGUAGGAGUGAAAGUUAUUGACUUUAAAAAUGGAGUUGUAUAUGUCUGGUCUUUGGAUAAACUCAAAACCCGCCUUCAGAAGAUGCGCAACUUGUAUAAUUUUAUAGAUCGUCCUCAAUACAGUAGACAUUUUAAUUGGGAAGACCCAUUUUAUGAAAAUCCUUUACCUCAUUAUACCUUUAUAGGAAGUGCUUCCAUUGGUCUAACAAGUUUAAUAUAUAAAACUGAACAUGAACAUAAAACACCAGUGAUUUGUAGAUAUUCUGGUGAUGUAUUAGGUUAUUGCAGAAUUCUUAUCAAAUAUAUUGCAGAUUUUUUAGAUAAAUACAAUGUUGUGUUUGAGGUCAAAAUACUAGAACUUACUGGAAUUUCAGAGUCACAAUUUACAGAUGUGCAUGUGCAAUUCAAACAUUCAUCAUUUGGAAAUGAAUCAAGUGGGGUUUUGGCUACUAACAUCAUGUCAGACUUUGGAAAUUUACCAAUUAAUCUUAAUUAUGAACAAACAUUUAAAAUGAUAGUAUCGCCUGAGAUGAUAGAUGUAUUUACAAAUCGAAUGUUAACAUUUGAAAUUUUUGGACGUGCAAAGCAAUGUGUUUUAGAAGAGAUGAAAAAAUGGGAUGAUCAUAAGGAGAGACCACUUUAUAGAGGCAUUAAUGGACAGGUUCACACAGAUUCUAUGGUUUCAAGAGAACGUCAUUCUGAGAAUGAACUUGUAUCGGAAGAAAAACAUGACGUUAUAGCUUGGGUACAAGUUUGUGAACUUGCCCCUACAGGAGAAUAUGUACCAGUUCAAGUACUUACACAAAAUUCUCUAGAUCCUGGGGCAUUUUUCUUAAGACAAGGACUACAACAGUCUUCAGUUCAAAAUGAUGUUCAAAUGAAUUUAUUGCCACAUCAACCUGUUCAUUUUAAUAGGGAUGGUACUAGUGUGAUUGUUGCACAAGCGUCAUGGGACAGUACACUUCAUGAUUCAAUAUUUUUGAAUCGAAUAACAACUUCUAAUAGUCGUGUUUUAUUAGGAUUAACAUGGUAUGUUGAGGCUGAAAAAUGUGUAGAGCCCAUAACAUUUCACAUGGAUAUUGCAGUUCAAAUCCAAGGACGUGAAGCAAAACCACCAUCAAAAUUAACACAAUUGAUAAAUCAAUCAAAAGUGUUAUGGAAAACCAGUGGACUAUUUUCCAUUACACUUAAACCACCAAUGACACGUAAAAUUUCUGAGCUUUGGCGUCUCAAUACGGCCAACAAAUAUGUACGUGGAGAAGAAUUUUUAGGAGAUUGGAAAUCACGUGGUGUUUCAUUAGUUAAUGAUUACAAAAUGAUCAGUGAGACAAUAAGAAGAAAAGAGGCAGUUGAACAUACAAAGCAAGUAAUUGCGUUAUUAGAAGCUCGUAAUAAAUUAACUUCAAAUGAAAAAACGGAUAAAUGUGAUCCUACAGAGCUAACCAAAAAGACCCUAACACUUUGGAGGAAGAAGUGGGGAUUAUCCAAAGAGAUUGUUAUAAAUCAAGAACCACCACUUUCAGGACCAUGCACUGAUAUAGAUUCAUCAAGAUGUUCUAAAUCAGGAAAAUUGGUUGCACAAAAAGGUUGUUUAUCUACUCCGGAAAAUUCAGAUGAUUGUUGGGUGAAACGUUGGUAUGUCUUAAGAAGACCAUACUUAUUUAUUUAUGAAUCACAAAAAGAAACUGAAGAACAAGGUGUAAUAAAUCUUGCAUCUGUUAGAGUUGAUUAUAAAAAAGAUUUAGAAAAUAUGCUUCAAAGACAAAAUAUUGAUCAAUUUUAUCAAAUAUCAUCUUUGGAAUAA